Molecule: messenger RNA, 3675 nt
Organism: Podarcis muralis (Common wall lizard)
Lineage: Eukaryota; Metazoa; Chordata; Lepidosauria; Squamata; Lacertidae
Source: RefSeq, a predicted model, not a curated record
GUUGUGGAAGGAGGCGCUUGGAUCAGGGGGCUGGUAAUGGUCGGGGUGUCCGCGGGGGCGUGAAGUUAAUGGGCGGAGGGUGAACAAUCUGGUAAAGGGCGCAGUGUCUGAGAGGCCUUCUUAACAACCCGUGAAAGGUUUCUGGAGGAUCAAACCGCAGGUUUGUGCUUGGGACUCGGGACGGUGCCCUGAACAUGCACACUGACUUCUCUUCUGCCAUGUGAAUCAUCCAGGGUGAUGCAUCUUUACAAGGCCGGUAGUUGAACUAUGGCAUCUACUAACCGCGUCACAUAGUGAUAGUUGCCAACUCGGACAAGCUACAAAAGGGAAUUAGACAAAUGCAUGGAGGAUAAGGCGCUCAGUGGCUGCUGGCUGCUGGUCAUGACAGCUGUCCACUCGGAGGUGGUAUGUCUGAAUUACAGUUGCUGAGGAACAUGGGUGUAGCCAGUAUUGGAGGGGGGGCCAGGACUGAUCUGAUUGGUCAGUUAAUUAAGUAUUUCUAUUGGUUUACUUGAUCUGAGGGGGGCAGUUGCUCCCCCCCCCGCCCCUGCUUGGCUACACCCAUGCUGGGGAACAUGAACAGGAGUAUGUUCCUAACCUGCUUGGGCUUCUCAGAGGUAACCAACUUCAGGCGCAGAGGCUGUCAGCGGCAAGGGAGACAGCAGUUGGACAUCUUCGUCUUGCUUCAGCUGACAGUUCCCUCUCUCUGAAGCUGCCCACGGCUGUCUUUGAAGCUAAGACAAGCAGGAUUCUCUCCCUUGUGCUUAGAUCAAGCUUCAUGGCCUUGAUUAUUGCUUGCUGUAGUGCAGAUAUGAAGGGCUUUGGAUAACAGAAAGUCAAAAGGGGAGGGCUGUUCAACAUACAGAAUCAUUACACUCUUCAAACAAAUUCUAGUGGACCGAGAUGUUGGGAUAUCCAAGAAGGCAGGUGAAAGGAACAAGGGUGAGCGAAGGUGUAAGGGCUGGGAACUACUUUGGUGAAUAGGCACAGAGGUGGAUUAGAAAAGGAAAGAGCAUUGGGGACCUGACUUGGAAGCAUUAUGAGUGGAUUGCUCUAUGUCUUCCUGUGUUGCAAGGGGUUGGACUAGCUGACCCUUUGGUCCCUUCUAGCUCUACAGUUCCGAUUCUGUAGAUCAUUUGGAAGCAUAAUGUACCUACUAUGCAUAUGAAAUUAUCCUUUGUAAGUCCCCUUAGAAGGAUGCAUUAUUUAUCUUAAAUAAAUCUGUUUAGCCACUUUAGGAACAGAUGGGCCAUUGGUUUUAUCCAGCAGCUUCUUCUUAAGUUGUAUUUACAUGCAUAAAUUUUCAGGUUCAAUCCUGACUCAUUUCAAAAAAACCAUCAACCCUGAAGGGUUUUUGUCAUCAGUAUACAGUGCUGAGCUAAAUGCAGUCUGAUGCUGAGCUAAGGAUCUGGCUGCAUAAAGCAGCUUCCUACAUUUGCCCAUUCUUCCCUUUUGGAAAUGUGGGGCGGAGGCUGAGCUGAACUUUGUGUUUGAAACAGCAGCAAGCUGUGAAUGUGUGCAUCAAUUUUCAUUAUGAUCCGUCAGUUUUUCUGUAUCACAGUGUUUUGUUUCCCUUGACACUUGUGUCCUGUUUGUGUGUUCAUUCAUGUGAUUUAUGGUCAUGUGCAAUGGGACUGUGCCUGCACCUGUUCUCACUCCACUGCUGCUCAUGCAUAGAAGGGAGAGUGCUCUGUGUGUCAAAUAAGUUCCCCUGUGAUGUGGAUUUCUCAUUGCACAGGGUUCCAUAUCAUAGGAGAAGUCUGUGUGUACAGAUCUCGCUCUUCUGUACAGCACUGUUCCCUAGCAUGUGGGCUUGGGAACUAUCGCUAUACUCUUGAUCAUUAAUCAUUUUGAGGAGGGAAAUGCACAAAUGUGGAGGGAGGUGACAUCAAACUGGGGUUUGUAGGAAAACUAGACUUCACACUAGAACCAGUGUGGCAUAAUGGUUUGAGUGCUGGAGUAUGACCUGGGAGACAAGGAUUCAAAUCCCCACUGAGAAAUGAAGCCCAGUGGGUGAACUUGGGCCAAUCACUGCUUCUUAGCCUAACCCACCUCACAGGAGGACUGUUGUAAAGAUGAAAUGGGGCGAAGGAGAACCAUGUACAGUACCUUGAGCUCACUGGAAGAAAAAGUUGGCUUGGAUGAAAUGAAGCCAUUAUCAGUGGAUUCCAGAAUAUUGUCCCUGGCUUCCCAGGCUACUGAAAGCCCUGAUCAGGAUGUCCCUGUGCUGCUGCUGAAGUUAAAAGAUAUUUUAAAUAGUGCACCGCCUGGCAGCAAAGAAUUAAAAAAAAUUAAACAAGACUUGUACUACUACGAUCUGGUUCAAUACUGCACAUUAGUCCUUAAGCAAGAUUAUACAAGAGUGCGUGGAGGCUGGACUACUGCUGCCCAGAUAGCAGAGAUACUAAGCCAGUGUUGUGUGGGCCUUGAAGUAAAAGAAGAACCAGAGGAGUUUUACAAUAAGCUACUUCCUUCUGUAGCAGACAAUCUCCUCUUCUUGGGAAGGCGCCUGCAAGCACGAUUCAUCCGAGCGAUCAAGGAUGAAGAGAGAAAUGAAUUUUUACACUGUUUCAGAACAGUAACUGAUGCCAUCUGCUGGCUGUGUGGCGGAUUCAUUCAGCUAACAGCAAAUGUGCUUCAGAAUAGACACUUCCAGCAACUGCUGAUGACGGACGAUGUUGAAACUUCAACCAUAAUGAUGUCUGUGUUGCAGAAUAUUUUAAGAGUCAAUAGUGCUGUGUUACUUCAAGUUGCUGAAAAGUCCCUGCACUGCAUUUUAGAUGAGCUUGUUUACAAGCUUUCGUCUUCUAUCAAUCCUGUCAUAGGAAAUGCAGCUAUAAAGCUGUUACUCUUGAUUGCACAGUCUGAUGCCCAACUUGUGACAACAUUCGCUACCCGCUACAAAGGACUACAAAGCCUUCUAAGCAAGCAGUGGACUGGCAAAGGAUUUGACAGAAACCUCAAUCAGCUUUUGGACUUGCUGUGCUCAGAAAAUUACAAGGCUGUCAAAACACAGAGACUACAUCAAGCAGCUUGCUUAAUCCAAGCAGCAUGGAGAGGAUUUCAAACGCGAAAAAGAUUAAAGCAGCUUCCAAAAGCAGUAACAAUCUUGCAGAGAAAUUUCAGAGCUAAAAGAAAACAGGAGUUGCAAGGUUUAAAAAAGCAGAAAGAAGAGGAGGAACUCCGCCAACAAUUGCAGCUUCGGAGACAGAGAGCCAUGAGGCUGUUCCAUGAACGACAGCUUACGCUACUGGAAAUAGUUCAUCCAGGUCAGGUAGAUAAGCAUAUGCAUGAAAUGGAGGAGAAGUCAGCCAUAACUAUCCAAAGAUACUGGAGAGCAUUUAGGGAAAGGAGAAAUUUUCAUCAUCAAAAGAAGUCUCUUAAGCAGUAUAAAGCAGCUGUCCUCAUUCAGAGAGCGGUGCUUAAGUUCUUGGAAAAGCGAAGGAAAAGGAAAGCUUAUUCUCUCUUGAAACAGUCCAAGCACCUCUCUGAUGAACAGAGGCUAUCAUUGCAACAAAAAGUGAAUGACUACAUCAAACUGCACCCGGUGCUCCAAGUCUAACAGAAUCCACUACGAAAGAUCUGAAUAUCUUUAUGAGUAGAUCAGUUCCUGUGGUAGCCAAAGCCAAACAAUCCCACAGCACCAUGUUGAAAUAUACACGGUGGCCAUGGUGG